GCACAGCGAGUCAUUAGGUCAGUGGAAGCAGCCGGAGGGUCGAGCAGGGGGCUGGAGGGGGAGCUAAGCAGACGGAAAAUCGCCCACAGUGGACUUCCUUUCUCCAAGGUGUCAGAAAAAAAGAGAGUCGAGGGGACAAACUUGAGUCCUGAACGGGGAAAGAGGGAGGAGAAAGUGGAUGAAGCGCUUGGCGUUGGAUGUCUAAUGAUCUGAAAACAGACAGGAGUUACACGAUGGCUGACAAAGACUCGAUUGUGAUAGAAGACGAUAUAACAGAUGCAAUGGCUGCUCCGUCGCCAGCAAAGAGUAUCGGCGACCCAGGCAUCACGCCACUCUCCCCAACACACAUACUGAAGGAUUCAGAGGAGAAUGAGCCGGCGGGUCACUCCUUCAUCGUGGUGGUGGCCAUUGACUUUGGCACGACCUCCAGCGGCUAUGCCUACGCCUUCACUAAAGAGCCGGAGUGCAUUCACACCAUGAGGCGCUGGGAGGGCGGAGAUCCAGGAGUGUCCAAUCAGAAAACGCCGACCACUAUUCUUCUGACUCCAGACAAGAAGUUCCACAGUUUCGGUUAUGCAGCGAGAGACUUUUACCAUGACCUGGACCCAACCGAGUCCAAACAGUGGCUCUACCUGGAGAAGUUCAAAAUGAAGCUUCAUACGACCGCAAAUCUGUCCAUCGACACAGACCUUCACGCAGCCAAUGGGAAGAGAGUGAAGGCGCUGGAUAUAUUUGCCUAUGCUCUGGCCUUCUUCAAGGAACAGGCUCUCAAAGAGCUGAGUGACCAGGCAGGGGCGGAGUUUGAUAAUGCUGAUGUCAGAUGGGUCAUCACUGUGCCGGCCAUAUGGAAGAUGCCUGCUAAGCAGUUUAUGAGGGAGGCAGCAUAUAAGGCUGGGUUAGCAUCCCGGGAGAAUCCUGAGCAGCUGAUCAUCGCUCUGGAGCCCGAGGCUGCCUCCAUCUACUGCCGCAAGCUCCGCCUCCACCAGAUGAUUGACCUGGGGUCCAAAACCUCCAUAAACGGCUACAGUCCCACAGAGAAUGUUGGGGCUGGGAUGACCCAGGCCAAGGAGCAUGUGCGCCGUAACCGGCAGAGCCGCACCUUUCUGGUGGAAAAUGUCAUAGGAGAGCUUUGGUCCGAACUCAACGAAGGUGACCGCUAUGUAGUGGUGGACUGUGGUGGAGGUACGGUGGAUCUGACGGUGCAUCAGAUCCGGAUGCCCGAAGGUCACCUGAAAGAGCUCUACAAGGCCUCAGGAGGUCCCUACGGUUCUAUCGGUAUCGAUUACGAGUUCGAGAAGCUGCUCUGUAAGAUCUUCGGUCAGGAUUUCAUCGACCAGUUUAAGAUCAAGCGUCCGGCAGCGUGGGUGGACCUGAUGAUUGCGUUCGAGUCCCGGAAGAGGGCGGCGGCUCCAGACAGGACAAACCCCCUCAACAUCAACCUGCCCUUCUCCUUCAUCGACUACUACAAGAAGUUCAGGGGCCACAGCGUGGAGCACGCCCUGCGCAAGAGCAAUGUGGACUUUGUGAAGUGGUCGUCUCAGGGCAUGUUGAGGAUGAACCCGGAUGCGAUGAACGCUCUCUUCAAGCCCACCAUCGACCACAUCAUUCAGCACCUCACUGACCUGUUUGAUAAACCAGAGGUGACAGACAUCAAGUUCCUGUUUCUGGUGGGCGGCUUUGCAGAAUCUCCACUCCUCCAGAAGGCGGUGCAGGACAUGCUACAGGGGCGGAGCCGCGUCAUCAUCCCGCACGACGUAGGCCUGACCAUCCUGAAGGGGGCGGUGCUGUUCGGCCUGGACCCUGGCGUCAUCAAGGUGCGCCGUUCACCGCUCACCUACGGGGUGGGCGUCCUGAACCGCUUUGUGGAAGGAAAGCACCCACCCGAGAAGAUGCUGGUGAAGGACGGCACGCGCUGGUGCACCGACGUCUUCGACACGUUCAUUGCCACGGAUCAGUCGGUGGCGUUGGGUGAGACGGUGAAGCGCAGCUACACCCCGGCGAAACCAAGCCAGCAGGUCAUCGUCAUCCACGUCUACUGCUCAGAGAAGGAGUCGGUGACCUUCAUCUCGGACCCCGGCGUGAGGAAGUGCGGGACCCUGCGUCUGGACGUGAGCGGAACGGAAAGCCCGGCGGCACGCAGGGAGAUCCAGACGCUCAUGCAGUUCGGAGACACCGAGAUUCGGGCCAUGGCCGUCGACGUGGCCACCUCACGUAGCGUCAAAGCUAGCAUUGACUUCCUCAGCCAGUGAGGAGAAAGAAAGAGAGAGAGAAAGAGAGAGGGGAGGGAAAAUGAAGUGAGAGAGUAUGGGAGAAGAAUGAAGGAAGGAUGUAGAUACUGUAUCGCUCAACUGUGGUCACCAAACCUUCUAAUGGAGAUCUGGUUUCUUUCUGGUUUAAAUUCCAGUUCAGUGUGAACACACUUGGUUCAGCUAGCACUGAUAAGUUAGAUAAGCUGGAUUAGGUGCGUUUGAUCAGGAUUGGAACUUCCAAAGUUUGGACACUCCUACUUAUAGAAGGGUUUUCCACAUUUUAUAAUAAAUAAAUAAUAUUGAAGAUAUUAAAGCUGUGAAAUAGCACAUUUGGAGUUGUGUAGCGAAGGAUUCGAUGAAGGAAUGUUUUGUUGCAGCCUUGUAUAAUAAGCACAGUGCAACUAGUAUAGUACAAAAAUAUGAAAAAACCCUGAAGGUCACUGGAUGUGACAUGAGCAAGACUGCUGCUGGAGUUUUUAAACACUGUUCUAUCACUCACUGUCCUCCACUCUAUAACACACUCCUACUUACAGUAGCUGCUCCACCUUGUAGAUAAAGUAAAGUCAGAGAAAGUUGCUGCCCAGUUUACAGUGUUGCUUAUUCUAUAGUCCUUCAUUGUUCAUCGUUAGCUCAAUCUUUCUGAUUGGUGGACUAUUCUCAGUCCAGCAGUGAUACUGAGGUGUUUAAAAACUCCAGCAGCACUGCUGUGUCUCCUCCUACACACACUACUAACACCUCAUACACCACCAUCAUGCUAAUCAGUGCUAAUCAAUCACUGCAGUGCUGAGAAUAACGAACCACCACCCAAAUAAUAAUAGCUGCUCUGCAAGUUUGACACACAGGGGCAAGUGACAAUAAGUCUUACUUUGUAGCUGAUCAGUGAAUAUAUAUAUAUAUAUAUAUUUGUUUCAUUGUCCAAAAUACCUGUCUCUACUACAACUAUAGCGAUGGUGGUAAAUUACCCAGCUAUGGGAAGCAACCUUCCUGAAGCUCAGUGAUUACCUGCUCAUCUAUUACCACACAGCGUUAGAUUAACCCCAGAAAGAGACCACAGAUAUCAGUUCAGUAUUAAUUAGCUUAUGGCUUUGAGUUUACACAGACAAAACCAACCUAUCUGAAUUAUUUUAGAAAAACAGACAAAUGCUAUCGUUAGGAGCCUGUUCACCUCAUGCCACAACAAAUUUCACGUAUAUUUACCUCAGAAACAAAUGCUAAUGUGUAGCGUUAGCGAACACCACAGAUAAUAAACUUAACAUAAUAGAUUUAUGCUUAAAAAAACUAUUAUUCCAGUACGUAAAAUGAGCUUGAACUUGAUUAUUUAUUAUCGGUUAUUGGUGCUGCCUCUGUGAUGUAUUGUAUGUAAUAUAGCUGCGAUAUUUGUGCUCCUUCUCGUAUGGUCUGCUACUUAAGGCUACUCUUGUGUGCCGCUAUGUUUCACAACAUAACACACCUUCAAUCUGGUGCUUUAUCCUGUGUUCGCUUACUAGCGUACCAGUGUAAAUAAGAGUAAUAAAUUUAACUAGAUAGUGUGGUUGAGCUAUUUUUAAAAUAAAGGUUAGCUAGCUUUGCUAACUGAACUGUUAAGUGCCGCGUUUGUCUUUGACGCUUAUUGAGCAUAAAUAAGUGUAGCUACCUAGGCUGAUGUUAACAUUAGCCACAGCAUUGGUGCUGGACAAGGUUACAUUGUGAUUGUUCUGAAAUGUGGAAGGCAGUAAAGAUGAAAAGUGGAAAAUCUCUAGAAGUAGGUGUGUCCAAACUCUGUAAAUGUAAAUUUAAAAAGGGAAGUAGCUCUCCACUAUGAGGGAUGGUUUCCAUUGGGUAGAGUCUCUCAUAGGAAAUUCACCAGGACUGAACUAACGUUGAAACACUUGUAGCUACACCAAAUGUCCACUGUUAGUUUUCUAAACUGGCGACUUUGCUGUGAAUUAGCACACAGUGACCCCACCCACCUGCAGCAUUGUGCCAGUCUGGUUUUCUUUUCAAGCCUCUAAAAACUGCAAGCUUACUCUAAAUCGCGAGAUUACUCUUUACAGUUCGUCCAGUAGUAUAUGGCUCAUGUCCUGAUGAGAACUGAAUAGGUGGGAUGUGUGGGAGUGGCCUGUGAGAGUGGGCGUGACUUAAUGUCAGAACAACCUCAAUAAGGUUGGGUUCUUUUGAGAAAAAUGCCAAUGUCACUGUGUUAAAUAACAGUUAGCUGGGUAAAGCUAUGCUAUGUUAAAACUAUCCCAAAAAUCAUAAGAAUUUCUUGGUCAGUAUCUUGAACACCACUUUUAUUCAUUUGAUUUAACAAAAUUAUGGAUACCUUUUAAUUUGCCAGCUUCUUACUGAAAUUUUCCAUUCCACCUUAAAUGGUGCACUGUUUGAAGUAUAUGAAUAAGUGAAAUGGCUACAGGAGUGCGAUUUUCUGAUAGCACUGGAUAGAGUUUUUCCAGAUGUGAAGCUUAUACGGGUUGCCAAAUUGACACACAAUGGCAAUCUACACGAGUCUUACUCUGUUCAGCUGAUUAAUGAAUAUAUAUGUUUUAAAUAUAUGUCCAAAAAUGCCUGUUUCUACUAUGCAAGUGGUGGUGGUAAAGUACCUAGCUAUGGUCAGCAACCUUACUGAGGCUCAUUGAUUACCUGUUCAGCAAAAUGAUGAUUAUGGUGAUACAUCCUGAUCUUGUUAUGAGUUACUACAGAAAAUAUAAUCCUUAUGAUCACUUAAGGUGGAAUGGGAAAUUUUAAUUAGGCCUUUAAUGUUGGUGUCAAAGAUUGAAACCAUUAUAACAUUAAAUGUCAGUGUUACAUAUGUUUAGGUUUUAACUAAAGUAGUUUUUCUCCUUCAGAAUUCAGAAUUCUUGCUAGUGCAUUACGACUGAAAGUCACUAUUACAGAGAGAAAUGUACAGUGGCCAGCAGAGGGCACUGUUGGGUCUAGGAAAAUAAAUGAGCAACUCUUAACAUUUUUAAAAAUGUAUUACAUUAUGUUAUACAUCACCUCAGUACUUAGCUUUUCAUGCGUGCUUUAUCUGUGGACAUUGCACCCCUCCUGAUGAACCUCUGAAACCCUAACUAGUACAGUAAACCCCACUACCUGUCAUUCACUGUUAGUGACACUGGCAUUUUCACAUAUAUACAGUAUUUGUAUUCGGUUCAUCAGUAUUUCUGUCUAGAACACUGCAGUGCUCAUCACUUCACCAGAGUCAUCGGGUCACUCAAGAAAAAGGCUUCAAGAAAAACUAGAUCCUGGGUGCCACGUCCUAAUUGUGUACUAGUUACUAAAGCUAACUUGUUUUUAAGUAGGAAGUCUGUAAAGUAGUACAGAGAGAAUCUAAAAUAAUAUUAGAAAAAUAUGGCAAAGUAUAACAAUAAAAGUGCAGCUGCAGCAGCGUCUGGAGAAUGUGCGUAUGUAUAGUAUUUUUUGCACUAUAAGCUAAGCUAAUAUAAGUAAACAAAACUGUAAUUCUUAAAAAAAAAAAA
This is a messenger RNA of Astyanax mexicanus (Mexican tetra), 5707 nucleotides long. RefSeq names its product heat shock protein 12A (gene hspa12a). The coding region runs from base 198 to 2249 and encodes 683 amino acids. Lineage: Eukaryota; Metazoa; Chordata; Actinopteri; Characiformes; Acestrorhamphidae. The record is from RefSeq and is a predicted model, not a curated record. The transcript is spliced from 12 exons.